Molecule: messenger RNA, 2197 nt
Organism: Poecile atricapillus (Black-capped chickadee)
Lineage: Eukaryota; Metazoa; Chordata; Aves; Passeriformes; Paridae
Gene: MTMR11
Product: myotubularin related protein 11
Exons: 14
Coding region: 117-2156 (679 amino acids)
Source: RefSeq, a predicted model, not a curated record
GGGCGGGAUGCCGGAGGGGAGGGCGGGAUGCCGGAGCCGGGCCGGGCUCUCGGGGCUCUCUCCCGGGCUGCUCUGGCCCCGGCGCUCCCGGCCCGCCCGGCCAAAGUCCCUGCGCCAUGAGCGGGGCCCCGGGCGGGCGCCGCCCGACCUUCCCCGGGCUCCCAGGUAGGGCCGGGGCCGGGACCGGGGUCUGGGGGAGGCUCGGCGCGCUCGGAGCCCCGGACCCAGUGUCGGUCCCCGCAGGGGAGCGGGUGCUUGAGGAGGCGGCGGGCGCCCGGCAGCGCUGCGGGAACGGCGGCGGCUCCGUCCCGGGGACGCUGCUCUGCACCAACCGCCGCCUCGCCUUCCUGCCCGGCCAGGCUCCUGGCUCCCGUGGCCUCCUCCACUCUGAGGACGAGGUGGCCCUGCCCUGCAUCCACAAGCUGGUGGCAGCCAGCAGCUUCUCCAAGCCCAAGGUGCUGACGGCCGCCUCCACCCUCAAGUUCAUCCCCGAGGAGCUCGCCGUCUUCUGUCGGGAUUUCCGCCUGCUCCAUUUCUACUUCCCCGAGAACGGGUUGGCUCCGCAGGCGUUCCGGGUGGCCAAUGCCAUCGCACAGGCACGGGAGGCAGCUGAGUGGGAGGGGGACGCUGCUGAGGGACACGAUGGCUGGUCCUGCCCUGGCGAAGCCACCCCGGAGGAGGACGAGGACGAGGAGGAUGAGGAGGAAGGCUCGUCCACCAUGCUGCUCUUCGAGAGCCUGUGGGACUGGGAGAAGGAGCUGCAGCGUCUCGGCACUGCGGGCUGGAGGGUGAGCACCGUCAAUGAGCGCUUCGACAUGGCCCCCAGCCUCCCCCAGUACCUGUGGGUGCCCAGUGGGCUUCUGGACCACGAUCUCAAGCAAACUUUUGCCCACUUUCAGGAGCGACGGGUGCCUCGCCUGUGCUGGCACCACCCGGGUGGGGGGGACCUGCUGAGAGCCGCCAGCUUUCACCCAGCCUCAGAGCCAGGCAGCGAGGAUGUGAGGUGCCUGGAGGCGCUGCUGCUGGGGGACCGUGGGCCCUGCAUUUUGGCCGACACGGCUGAGCUGCCCACGCUCGCUGACAUCCAGCUCGCCCACCUGAGGCUGCGGGCACUCUGCCUGCCUGGUGCAGUGGCAGAGGAGAAGUGGCUCUCAGCCCUGGAGGGGACACGCUGGCUGGACCAUGUCCGCACCUGCUUGAGAAAAGCUGUGGAGGUGGUGUUGCUGCUGGCAGGGAAGCGCUGCUCUGUGGUCCUGCAAGAGCCCUCGGAUCGGGACCUGAACUGCCUCCUGGCCUCUCUGGUGCAGCUCCUGGGGGACCCCCACGCCCGCUCCCUGCCUGGCUUCCAGAGCCUGGUGCAGCGGGAGUGGGUGGCAGCCGGACACCCCUUCCCGCGCCGCCUGGGGCUGCUCUGCCGGGACGCUCCUCGGGAGGAGGCCCCCGUGUUCCUGCUGUUCCUGGACUGCACGUGGCAGCUCCUGUGGCAAUUCCCGGCAGAUUUUGGCUUCACUGAGGCUUUUCUCCUGGCGCUCCACGACAGCAGCUUCAGCCCCUACUUCAGCACUUUCCGCUUCAGCUGCCAGCGCCAGCGGGGCCGCAGCAGCAUGCCCCAGCUCCCCAGCCAGACCUACUGGCCCGUGGGGGGCUGGCAGGACCCUGGGGGGCACAGGGGAGGCCCCCGCACCUGCACCUUCCCCCCGGUCUGGGCCUGGGGGCGGCGCUACACCCGGCAGCAGCAGGAGCAAUUCCGGAACCCUAUGGGACCCCCGGCUCCUGCUGAGUCCCUGGCCCCAGGCACGCCUGGAGACCCCUGCCCGCAGGGGGGACCCAGGCUGGUGCUGACGCUGGCUAAGGGCUCGUUGUGCCCCCACCCCCUGCCCUGGUGGAGCCGCCCGCCCCUGCGCCCCCCCCACCGGGUGUCCCUCUCAGGGAGCCUGGGGACACAAGGGGGGCUCUUGGGGGCCAGCCAGCCCCCGCCAGGGCUGCUCCUGCCCUGCACCCUCGGGCCCUGCAUCCGCCUCUGGCACCGCUGCUACCUCAGGGGGCUGCCCCAGGAACAGCGUGGGCGCUUGGCCCCGUCCCUGGCCGGGCUGGCUGAGGAGCUGGAGCUGCUCCAGGACCGGCUCCGUGCCUGGGAGACGCAGAGACCGCACUGAGACCCCGAGAGCAUCGGCCAGACACCGCCAGCAUCUCCCGA